AUGGACAACACAUUCACAUGGAUUCCCACAGGCCAGGAGCGAAAAACUACAUUCGCUAAGCGCUUGGUGCCUGAACCCUCGAAUGCCGCACCCGACGCCAAAAGAUUCAAAAACUCACACGACGACGAACUGCCCGAAACCAAAGCAGAUGUACGAUCUUCGACCGGCCCCCCGCAGAGGGUUCCUUUUCCCGACAAGCCUGCUGUUCUAGAAGAACGAAAUGGGGAGAUUGAAUUCCAAGUCGUCAACAAUGAUGGCGCCAAACAUAGCAUGAUCAUACUUACAGGUUUGAAAUGCUUAUUUCAAAAGCAACUACCCAAGAUGCCCAAAGAUUACAUCGCGCGCCUUGUCUACGACCGCACCCAUACCUCCAUUGCGAUUGUCAAGAAGCGUUUGGAGGUUAUUGGUGGGAUAACGUUCCGGUCAUUCAAAGCCCGCCAGUUCGCCGAGAUUGUUUUCUGUGCGGUGUCAUCUGAUCAGCAGGUGAAAGGAUACGGAGCGCACCUCAUGGCCCAUCUGAAGGACUAUGUCAAAGCCACAUCACCAGUCAUGCAUUUUCUUACCUACGCCGACAAUUACGCCACAGGUUAUUUCCAGAAACAAGGCUUUUCCAAGGAUAUUACUUUGGAUAAGUCCCUCUGGAUGGGUUAUAUUAAAGAUUACGAAGGCGGGACACUUAUGCAAUGCUCCAUGGUCCCGCGGAUACGCUACCUCGACACCGGUCGGAUGCUCCUCAAGCAAAAGGAAACCGUACAGGCCAAAAUCCGCGCCCUCAGCAAGAGCCAUGUCGUCCACCAGCCACCGCCCGAAUUCGCCGCCGGCAAACCCAUCGACCCGCUCUCCAUCCCCGCCAUCCGCGCGACGGGCUGGUCGCCGGACAUGGACGAACUGGCCCGCGUGCCGCGUCACGGUCCCCACUUCAACGAGCUUCGCCGCUUCCUGUACCAGAUCCAGAACCACAAGCAGGCCUGGCCCUUCCUCAACCCGGUCAACAGGGACGAGGUGCCCGACUACUACAAAUUCAUUGCCUCGCCCAUGGACUUGUCGACGAUGGAGGGUAGGCUGGAGAGCGACGCCUACGAGACGCCCAAGGACUUGGUGGCGGACCUGAAGCUCAUUUUUAGCAACUGCCGCCAGUAUAAUGAUGCGUCGACCGUGUAUGCGAAGUGUGCGGCCAAGCUGGAGAAGUAUAUGUGGAGCCUGAUCAAAGAGAUACCGGAGUGGUUUGAGUUGUUGGAGGAUUGA
Chaetomium globosum CBS 148.51 is the source of this 1245-nucleotide messenger RNA. RefSeq lists its product as uncharacterized. The transcript is spliced from 2 exons. Gene Ontology annotation, biological process: positive regulation of transcription by RNA polymerase II; chromatin remodeling. Gene Ontology annotation, cellular component: histone acetyltransferase complex. Gene Ontology annotation, molecular function: histone H3 acetyltransferase activity; protein binding. Bases 1 to 1245 code for a protein of 414 amino acids. The record is from RefSeq and is a predicted model, not a curated record. NCBI's taxonomy places the organism in Eukaryota, Fungi, Ascomycota, Sordariomycetes, Sordariales, Chaetomiaceae.